CUGACGUCACAUUAGUUUCCCUCAGUUUUGCGUCAAUACAUUUUCAUAGAAGCACAUUUGUAUAAAGCCAAAAUUGUUCAACGUGUUCUUUUUUUUGCUUAUUACUUUUCGCGGUUUUAGUAGUUAAUAUUUUAUUCCAAUGUCAAUGCCAUUUGGAUCGUAUGAUCAACGCCGUGUAUCGCGUUGGUUUUUCGGGGGAGUGGCCAGUUCUAUGGCAGCUGUAGUAACACAUCCUUUGGACCUUUUGAAAGUGCUAAUGCAGACGCAAGCGGAAAAACUAUCCACUGUGGCCACCACAAAGAAAAUUGUUAGAGAGCAGGGCGUUCUGGCCUUGUAUAAUGGGAUAUCUGCCUCCAUGUUGCGUCAAUAUACAUAUGCAUUGACCCGUUUUGCUGUCUACAAUUUUGGUACCAAGAACAUGGACACUAGUACCAUGUCCCGUAAGGUGUUACUUGCUGGAGCUGCUGGCCUUGUUGGAGGUUUUGCGGGGGCUCCGGCUGAUUUACUCAAUGUGCGGCUACAGAACGAUGUGAAAUUACCUAGAGAAAAGCGUCGCAACUAUAAGCAUGUCUUCGAUGGCCUGGCCCGUGUGUGUCAGGAGGAGGGUUGGCAGCAUCUGUUUAAUGGUGCCGGCAUUGCAGCCAUACGUGGCAUGCUCAUGACAGUGGGGCAAAUCGCCUUCUACGAGCAGAGCAAGGACGUGCUGGUCGCCAGUUUCAAUAUGGAGCGAAAUAUGAACACGUAUGUGGUUGCCUCGCUUAUAGCCGCAAUUGCCGGCACAUCUAUAACCCAACCCAUAGAUGUGGUUAAGACGCGUCGCAUGAAUGCCCAGCCCGGUGAAUAUUCUGGACUUUCCGAUGUUUUCAUCAAGACAGCCAAAGAGGGGCCGCUCGCCUUUUAUAAAGGAUAUGUGCCCGCAUUGACUCGCCUUAUGCCCCACACUGUAUUAAUGUUCUUGGGAAUUGAAUUUCUGCGCACUCAUUUUGGCUACCUGCCGGAGCCAAAACAGGUCGCCCUGCCACACCCAUAUGACAUACCCGCUCCUAUUCUCAAUCCAGAUCUCGAGAAAUGGAAUGACGAUUGAAAUCCAAUCAAAGCUAAAUGUAAUAUUUUACAAACAACAAAAAAUUUCCUGUAAUUGUGUAUGCAUUGUCUAUAAAUAAUUGAAUAAACAAAAAAUUACCAGUUUA
Molecule: messenger RNA, 1190 nt
Organism: Drosophila willistoni
Lineage: Eukaryota; Metazoa; Arthropoda; Insecta; Diptera; Drosophilidae
Gene: Dic2
Product: mitochondrial dicarboxylate carrier
Exons: 2
Coding region: 140-1084 (314 amino acids)
Biological process (GO): succinate transmembrane transport; oxaloacetate transport; phosphate ion transmembrane transport
Molecular function (GO): malate transmembrane transporter activity; oxaloacetate transmembrane transporter activity; antiporter activity
Source: RefSeq, a predicted model, not a curated record